This is a messenger RNA of Ornithodoros turicata, 3605 nucleotides long. RefSeq names its product exportin-4-like. Gene Ontology annotation, molecular function: nuclear export signal receptor activity. NCBI's taxonomy places the organism in Eukaryota, Metazoa, Arthropoda, Arachnida, Ixodida, Argasidae. The transcript has 23 exons. Gene Ontology annotation, biological process: protein export from nucleus. The record is from RefSeq and is a predicted model, not a curated record. Bases 126 to 3533 code for a protein of 1135 amino acids. Gene Ontology annotation, cellular component: nuclear pore; cytoplasm.
GCGCAAGAAAAUAAAAUAAAUUGCAGACUUAAAAUGUGCAAGAGAGGCAUGCGUGAAUAUAUUGCAUACACAUCGUCGUCAACAACAGCGGGAACUCACAUCCGUUUGUCCACACUGGGUGCAACAUGGCAUCUCACGUCAUACACGAACUAGAAACUUCGGCACAAAUUUUACUCGCCCCCCCACAGUUAGUGACAAAAGAGCAGAGGCACGAUGCUGAACGAGUGUUCCUCAGUUUUCAAAACACCCGGUCACCCUUCGACCUCUGCAAGAGCAUUCUCGAGACUAGCCGUGCGCCGUACGUGCAGUUCCAAGCGGCUGCUUUACUCAAACAAGCGGUGAUUCGGGAAUGGAAUCAGUUGCAGGACCUCUCAGCACUGAGGGACUACGUCCUACAGUAUUUGACUCAGCGUCCUGAUAUCGAAAGCUAUGUCCGCGAGGAACUGGUCCUCGUAGUCGCGAUCAUGGUGAAACGAAGCAGCGUCGACGGCGACACUCAAAUCAUCCACACUCUGCUGAACAACGUGUCGCAGCUCAUCACAUCGGGGGCCACACAUCUUCAAACUGUAGGAUGUUCGUUGUUGAGCGCGCUGCUGACAGAGUUCUCCAGCUCAACGCGGGCGACUGACGUUGGGCUCAGGUGGGAGGUGCAUUUGUGCGCGAAGAAGUCGUUUGAGACGACACACCUGAAGAAGAUCUUCCAAUUUUGCCUUCAAGGGCUGAGCGAAACGCAACAGCUGGCAUCGGGCGGUGCUCUGUCCUCUCCUCCCAUCCGCAACCUUCUCAGGAAACUGCUUCUCUUGGCCGAACAAGUUCUGUCGUGGAACUUUCACUUUGCCAUGCUCUUACCACGGAAGUUGGUGGGAUUAUUUGAGUCUCAGCAGUGCCCGACGCUGCGUCCUGGCGCCGAGUGGAAAGACAUCUUCAUCGAUCAGAACGUCCCGCAGUUUUUCUUCAAGGUGUACGAAGCUGUGUGGCAAGAGCCGGAAUUAGCCCACCCGACGCUGCAGUGCCUGCAGCAGUUGGCAACACUGAACGGUGCAGUUACAGGAGGGAAAGAGGAUCGGACGACAUACCUGGGCCGUUUCCUGGAAGGGGGACUGCUAGACCUCAUGGCUACCGUGACCACGAGGACCAUUUCUGCGCAGCUGGGAGUUGCUCAAGUGUUGGGACGGCUGUCUUUGUUCUUCCCUCCGCCUGUGCUGUCUCGGCUACCAGAACCCCUGGUGCUGACCUUCCUGGAACGGCUAGAAGGCCUGAGCUGCCACCUGGUGGGGCUCGUGGGCAGCGCUCCAGAGGAGGAAGAGAUGGUGCAGGAAGCCCUGGAACAUGCCCUCGAUGCGUGGGUGCCCCUCCUUCAGGACACUCAGAUCUUUGAAGGCAAGCUUGUGCAGGGGUCGCAGAUCUUCCCCCUGUUCCUGAGACGUCAUAUAGCACCACCAGAUGGCACACGUAACGUGGCAGAGGAUAACCAGGAGAUAGCGGAAGAGGAAGAAGAUGAUCGCGUUCGCUUCAAAGAUCAGCUCGCCGUGAUUGGGCUUCUCGGGAGGCAUCGCCUAGAAGCGAGCUUACCUCUGCUCACGAGCAUCAUGGAGGAUCGCGUUGGCCGUCUGCAGUGCAUGCUGCACCAGGCUCAGCAGCAGGCCCUCAGUCCAAAUGAUGGUCUCACUCUCAAUGCUCUCAAUGAGGAUCUUCACUGGGCUCUCAUGAUUACUGGUCACACUCUGACCACGGUGAGCGACGGAGAAACGACUCUGAUCCCAUCGGAGGUGAUGCAGUACUCGCUCAAGUGUGCACCACAAGUUGAUAAAGAGGCCACGUUGAGGUUGCUCUCUGGACAAGGCGUUCCAGGCACUGAACAGGCCACUGAUCCUAUUGUCAGGCUAACGGUAGCCGCUUUCCGUCUCUGCGAGGUGGAACGCGGAGCCCUCGAAGCCAACCUGAGCCACUUGCUGAGCCCGGAAGUAGCCACAAGCUUGGUCUGGUUUCUGAGACGUUGGGCAGCGACGUAUCUCCUCCCGAACGAAUCCUAUUACACUGAACUGAGCCCCGUCCUGGUGGCGGCUUUCGGACGGGACACGGAGGCCGGGACGUGGGUGCUCAAUUUUCUGCUGGGAAAGCUCAAGAGUAAUCUGGAACACUGGGCGGCCGAGCCGGACUUGGUGUUGUCCUCCAGCCUCACGCUCGUUUCAUUGCUCAACAAUGUUGAAAGGGGCCACCAGGCUGCUUCUUGUCCUAACCUGGCAGAACUUGUCCGUCUGCAAGCAGAAGGCCGUUUUGCAGCUCUAGCCCCUGCUGCCAAGAGAGCUCUGCUCAAGGCACUGGUCAUAGCAGGAACUGCCAACCGUUCGGAAGAAAGUUCUCAUUACUGGGACCGCCUGUUGGGGCCACUACGCGACAGGUUUCAGGCCUUGGUCGGGGCCCCCUGUUUCCAGACGGAGUAUGCAACGCCGCAAGUGCGCGAAAGGGUCCUGGACCUCCUGGAAAGUCUGACUGGUCUUGUUGAAGGGAUCACCGCGCAAAAUCUGUCAACCCUGCAACCCUUUGUGCUUCCCCUGCUGAGGGAACUGGUCCCACUGGUGGGCCUCUACCACAACUACACUACAGUAGCGUCAGCCUGCCUGCAGGUGUUGCGGGCAGCUGUGCGGCGCAUGCUGUGCUUCCUCUCUGCGGCCGACUCAAACCAGGUCUACGAGUGUUGCCUCAACAUGAUCAAGGAAUACGCAAAACAUAACACAGGGAAGGUAACGGUGGAGGCAUCUGCAGAGGAGAACCAGUAUCAGGACGUUCUGGACCUCAUGGAACUUCUUAUGGAACUGCUGUCGAAAGACUUCUGCCAGUUUCCUCCACCAACUAUUAUGCUUGGACCCGGUCAGCUGCUGGUGAUGUCCCGCCCAGAGUCUGGAGACGAACCGCAGACAUGUGCCUCAGACGUUGCUCUCUACGGCCUCAACAUCCUCAUGCCUAUAAUGAGCAUAGAACUACUCAAGUUUCCGAGCCUAUGCCUGCAGUAUUUCAAGUUGGUGACGCUGAUAGGAGAAAUCUACCCCAACAAGAUAUGCCAACUGCCUGAGAACCUCUUUCAGAACCUCAUGUCUUCCAUUCAAAUUGGUCUCACACAGUUUACUGCGGAGGUGUCCAGCAUCUGCCUCGAUUUUCUCUCAGUUCUGGGAAUCCACGUGUACAAGGCUAAACUCUUUGGAUCCCAGGCACAUCAUGCUCUAGAGCCUUUCCUCAAGAUGGUGCUCGAGAUGGUGUUACUGCAGCCCUUGGACGCGGAACUGACGCAGACGGCUGGCAACGCGUUGUUCACACUAAUUUGCUGCUUCCACGAACAGUUUCAAGAAUUAGGACGUGUCCUGGUGGCCAGUCAGGCAGACGCAGCGACUGGCGAGCGCCUCGCCAGGGCCCUGCAGGCGCUCGGGCUCAACUCCGGAACCCCGCCGGCGCCCGACCGUGCCCAGCGCAUGCGGUUCAGGGAGAAUUUUGAGACGUUCGUGGCGGACGUACGAGGGUUCCUUUGUGUGAAAUGACGGCUCUGCGUGCAAUCAAGAUCAUCAUCAUCUCUGUACAAAGCUUUCAUAAAAGUUUCUUUUUGCAUUGUU